Messenger RNA from Varanus komodoensis (Komodo dragon), 2385 nucleotides. It is a transcript of the gene DEGS1, whose product is annotated as delta 4-desaturase, sphingolipid 1. Gene Ontology annotation, biological process: ceramide biosynthetic process. The coding region runs from base 94 to 1065 and encodes 323 amino acids. The transcript has 3 exons. Gene Ontology annotation, cellular component: membrane. The record is from RefSeq and is a predicted model, not a curated record. NCBI's taxonomy places the organism in Eukaryota, Metazoa, Chordata, Lepidosauria, Squamata, Varanidae. Gene Ontology annotation, molecular function: sphingolipid delta-4 desaturase activity.
CACAAGCCUGGUACAAGCUGCGGCGGGCGGACUCCGGCAGGGGGGCGCGUGGAACAGGCCGAACCUUGGGCGGCUGCGAGUCCGUCCUCGGCGAUGGGGAACACCGUGGCGCGAGAGGAUUUCGAAUGGGUCUACACGGACCAGCCGCACGCCGACCGGCGCAAGGAGAUCUUACGAAAGUAUCCUGAAGUAAAAGCCUUGAUGAAACCAGACUAUGGUGUGGUCUGGUUGACUGUACUGAUGGUGGUUGCACAGCUAGUUGCCCUUUAUUUAGUUAAAGAUUUGAACUGGAAAUGGGUUGUAUUUUGGGCCUAUGUUUUUGGCAGUUGUCUUGAUCAUUCCAUGACUCUGGCUAUUCAUGAGAUUGCACACAACAGUGCCUUUGGUCAUUCUAAAGCUGCAUGGAAUCGAUGGUUUGGGAUGUUUGCCAAUCUCGCACUUGGCAUUCCUUACUCGGUAUCCUUCAAGAGAUACCACAUGGAUCAUCAUCGUUAUCUUGGUGGCGAUGGAAUUGAUGUGGACAUUCCAACUGACUUUGAAGGAUGGUUUUUCUGCACCCGUUUUCGAAAGCUGUUAUGGAUUAUUCUUCAGCCUCUUUUUUAUGCCAUUCGACCUCUCUAUAUUAACCCCAAACCAAUUUCUCGACUUGAAAUCAUCAACUUGUCAAUUCAGUUUCUCUUUGAUGUUGCAGUAUACUAUUUCUUUGGAGUAAAAUCACUCUUUUACCUGAUAGCAGGAGCAGUUCUUGGAUUGGGUUUGCAUCCUAUUUCGGGACAUUUCAUAGCUGAACAUUACAUGUUUUUAAAGGGAUAUGAAACAUAUUCUUAUUAUGGACCACUUAAUAAGCUUACAUUCAAUGUUGGUUAUCAUAACGAGCACCAUGACUUUCCUAAUAUUCCUGGAAAAAGCCUUCCACUGCUGAAGAAAAUGGCCCCUGAAUACUAUGACCAUCUGCCACAAUAUAACUCUUGGAUAAAAGUACUCUAUGAUUUCGUGAUGGAUGAUACUAUCAGCCCCUACUCACGCGUGAAAAGGCACCUGCGUGGUGAAGUGAUACAGGACUAAAUUAUCAACCAAAAAAUUACUUUUGUGACCUCCAAGGACAUCGCUUCAUUCUUAUUGGUACAUGAUGCAUUCAAGCAGUAUCCUGAUUAGGCUGGAAUAUUUUAGAAUAAGAUGUUUGAGGAAUUAAAAUAUUGCCAGAACUAGAAUAUUCCGGUUUUGAAUAUUUUCUAUAAUAGUUUACUACAAUCUGUGCAUAGUGCUAGUCUUAAUGUUACCUAAUGUAUUUUGAUAGCUGUUUGCUUGUUAACGCCAAACAUUUAAAGAACAAACCAAUAUUCAACAAACACAAGUACUUGUGAUUAUACUUGAUGCCCCACUGGCUUUUAAUGUUAACAAAGCUUAAUUUAAAUUACGUUCUAGUUAAAUUGCAACAUUGUUCUAAUAUAGUAAUAUAGUAAAUGAACAAAAUGCCUUGUGGCACCACCCCUAAAUUGCACCAAUCCAAGUGCUAACUCAGUUGGUGUAUAUAUUACAAAUGUUAUAAAAAGUACCAGAGCCUUUGGUGCAUGCUAGUGUUCUUUUCUCCAAAAUAGUCAUGCCAAGUAAUUGGAUAUAAAAUACCAGCUGUACAUUCCUUAGGCAUAAUACAAUUAAAAUUGGCUGUGUUCCUUCUCUUUCUAUGUAUUUGUGUGCAUGCAUAAGAACAAUGGAAGUUGCUCAUGCUGUUGGGUCAUCUGAGACAGGCGGAAUGCCUUGAAGUUUAGAAACUUUCUUAAUUGGGUAAACUUUCUCAAGCUGUUCGUGAGUCCAUUCUGUGGCUUUAUAGGUUUGUUCACAUGUAAAGACAAUCCAUGGGUUAAAUAAAGACUGGUCUAUCCAGGAUGAGUGGGGAGUGCACUGCCUGUAGCAUGCCCACCUCUUUGCUUUUAAUUUCACAAACUACAUUAUAUUCCUUCAUAACUUGUGGAGUGUGAUGACCCAACCCUGCUAACAAGCUGUUAAAAUAUAAUUUUCUUAGUGUGUAUCACAUUUCUGUUCACUAUUUAAAUGAAUAACUUUCCAUUUUAUUGCCUUGCAACUCAUGGUAUAAUAUGCAAGUAUUAUAGUCUGUAUAGUAGUAUUUCCAGUUCAUGCAGCACACGUUUGAUGCAUUGUGAGCAACUUUUCACAAGAAGUUUCACUAAGAUAUUAAGCUCAUGAAGUUCUCUGCCACAGUAUUGUAUACAGUAGUCAGAUGGAAACUGUUGUAAUCAUUUAGCACUUCACACAAAGGUUGGCUGGUCCAGGUUAUAAAAGCAUUGAAGAGCACCUUGCUCAUUGCCCCAACUUCUGUAUUUGUUUCAAUAGAGAGAAUAUACCGAUAAAUUUUAAGUUCUGUCA